Oppiella nova is the source of this 2250-nucleotide messenger RNA. NCBI's taxonomy places the organism in Eukaryota, Metazoa, Arthropoda, Arachnida, Sarcoptiformes, Oppiidae. The record is from the annotation of a GenBank genome assembly.
AUGGCUGCAUUACCAUCCCUAAGACAGUUGUCAUAUUUAGUGACACUGUCUGAGACGCUGCACUUCACUGAAGCAGCGCGCCGUUCGUUUGUAACUCAAUCUACUUUAUCUGGUGGAAUCAUGGAGUUAGAACGUUUAUUGGGUGGCGUACUCGUAGAACGUGAUCGCCAAAACGUACGUUUAACUCCUCUAGGUGAGCAAGUUGUUGCCCGAGCCCGUGUUCUACUCGCCGAUGCUCAGGACUUGAUGCGGUUAAGUCGAGAAAUGAGUGAACCGUUAACUGGUGAUUUGCAUUUAGGGAUUAUUCCAACCAUCGCCCCUUUCAUUUUGUCGCAGCUUUUGGAAGAAGUGCAUAAACAACUUCCAAAAAUUCAGUUGCAUCUGCAUGAAGCACAAAGUGAAAAAAUUGUUGAAAAACUUGAGCAUGGCAAUCUAGAUGUGAUCAUGCUAGCUUUACCAUUCGACACACGUGGUUUGAAAGUUGCUGAAAUUGCGAAAGAAGAUUUAUUCUUAGUCUGCAAUAAAGCAGAUCAAAAUGCGAUGAAUGCAAGAAGCUUAGAUGAUUUAGAUCUUUCUCAUCUCAUGCUCCUUGAAGAAGGUCAUUGCUUACGUGAUCAUACCUUAAGUGUUUGCCCAAUCGGUGAGCGUAAAAAUGAUCACCGUUUAAAAGCGAGCUCAUUGCCAACUUUAGUGGAAAUGGUCAGUUCAAACUUAGGCUAUACACUGCUUCCUGAGAUUGCAAUUCAUGCACAUAUGCUGAAAAACAAUGAUCAGAUUGUGGUUAAACCUAUUGAGAAUGCACCAUCACGUACUCUGGCUUUAGUUACACGUAAAAGUACACCGCUACAAAGUGAAUUUGAUGUGUUGGUACAAAUUCUUCAAAAAAUCACGCCAAAUUUACACUAUAGAUCACAUCAGCAUAAGCAAAAUUACAACGAUCUUCAUGCAUCCAUCUCGUCGACACAUAUCCAAUUCUUCGCAUUGGUCAGCGUUCCACAGGGCUUGAAUCUUUCGAGCAUCGUUAACAGGACGCGUAUGAACCGACCUUUAUAUAUUAUUUUUUCAACGAUUGUCUUAGAUGCAAUUGGCAUUGGCAUCAUAUUCCCUCUGCUUCCCUCACUACUGAAAGACCUAAGCCAUCAGUAUAACGUUGCCUUGUUAAUGGGGGUUUUCCUAAGCCUGUAUGCGCUUAUGCAAUUUAUUUUCUCCCCGAUCUUAGGUGCUUUGAGUGACCGUAUCGGUCGAAGACCUGUUCUGCUGAUUUCACUUGCGGGUUCUGCAAUCAACUAUUUGUUUCUUGCUUGCUCACCCUCUCUUAUCUUGCUGUUCAUUGGACGGAUCAUUGCUGGAAUAAGUAGUGCCAAUAUGCCCGUGGCUUCAGCCUAUAUCGUUGAUACCACGUCAGAAGAAAAUCGAGCAAAAUACUUCGGUUUAAUGAACGCCAUGUUUGGUAUUGGAUUUAUUCUCGGUCCUGUACUCGGUGGAUUAUUGGGCGAAUAUUGGUUACGACUACCUUUUUUCGUUGCGGCAAUUUUAACAACCGUUAACUUGCUUAUCGCAUUCUGGCUACUCCCUGAAUCCCGAAGCAACAAUCCACUCCUAGUCCCCCCUCAAGCUUCUAUUUCGCAACGUUCGAGUUUAAAAAUAAAUCCCUUGAAAAGUUUUGGUUUUAUCCUUGCUCAAAAAGGUAUAUUACCGAUUUUGCUGAUAUUUUUUCUGUUUAGCGCCUGCGGUGAAGCUUAUGGUGUCUCCUGGGCACUUUGGGGACACGAUACCUUUAAAUGGAAUACAUUUUGGGUUGGUCUUUCUUUAGGCACUUUUGGUUUAUGCCAAGUACUGGUUCAGUCAUUUAUACCGCAACAUGCCGUCCGAUAUUUUGGUGAAAGAAAUACCGUGCUGAUCGGUCUGGCAUGUAUAUGUAUGGCAUUAAUCAUCAUGGCUUUUACCCAACACGCUUGGAUCAUUUUUGCAAUCAUGCCGAUCUUUGCCCUAGGAAGUAUCGGCACUCCUGCACUACAAGCUGUUGUUUCACAAAAAAUCCCAGCUGUGCAGCAAGGACAGUUUCAAGGUGUUAUCGCAUCAACCAUCAGUCUGGCCUCGAUUAUUGCCCCAUUGUUGUUUUCUACACUUUACUUUCAUUUCCAAACACGAUGGACUGGCGCUAUAUGGUUGGUUGUCGCGAUGAUUUAUUUAAUUGCAUUACCUGCAAUUUUAUCAAGUUUAAAACCACAACAGCUUAAGUCAUCCUAG